UCAAUAACAGCUAUGGAGCUUAGAGGAUGGUUCCUGAUUUGCGUCUUUGUGGCGGGUGUCUGGGGCCAUUGCUGUCCACCAAAACAGUAUGAAGUCACGGAGGAUGUUUAUGCUGCAGUAAAGAAGAACGGUGCUGUUACAAUUACAAGGGGGAUGCAGCGAGUGGCUUACGAUGUAGUGGGGAAGCGCUUGGCUGUACAUGGUGUAGACUACACGAAAAAUAUCACUUCUGACGUCAUCAUGGAUUAUAAAGCGGGUAAAGAAUACGUUUGGGCCAAUGGUGCCUGUCGUGUACUUCCGUUAGGAAACUUCAGCGAAUCAUGUGUACCAGAGGGAGCGAAACUGUUGGGUAGAACAUACAUGGGGCAGCCACCUAACGAAGUCCCGGUUAACAUGUAUAACUUCAAAAAAGAUACAAAUGACAUGUAUGUCACAGUCACUGAGGAUUGCAUACCAAUGGAGGGCCACUUUUCAAGUGAGGAGAAAGGUUAUAUUGAGUUCAUCGUUUAUUCCAAUUUUUCUUUGGGAAUAACAAAUCCGAGUGUGUUUACUCCUCCCAACAUCUGUGUUCAUCAAGAAAGGAGCCUUCCUCACGUUACCAAGCAAAGAAGGCGAGGGAUAUCAUUAAUAUGAUCAGCCAUUUCAUAUUUAUAAAUGUACUACCGGUGUA
This is a messenger RNA of Saccostrea echinata, 670 nucleotides long. RefSeq lists its product as uncharacterized. Lineage: Eukaryota; Metazoa; Mollusca; Bivalvia; Ostreida; Ostreidae. The coding region runs from base 13 to 633 and encodes 206 amino acids. The record is from RefSeq and is a predicted model, not a curated record. Gene Ontology annotation, molecular function: calcium ion binding. Gene Ontology annotation, biological process: cell-matrix adhesion. Gene Ontology annotation, cellular component: lysosome; extracellular region. The transcript has 6 exons.